This is a messenger RNA of Tachyglossus aculeatus (Australian echidna), 798 nucleotides long. Its product is annotated as olfactory receptor 14A16-like. Bases 1 to 798 code for a protein of 265 amino acids. Gene Ontology annotation, cellular component: membrane. The record is from RefSeq and is a predicted model, not a curated record. Gene Ontology annotation, biological process: G protein-coupled receptor signaling pathway. Gene Ontology annotation, molecular function: G protein-coupled receptor activity. The transcript is spliced from 6 exons. Lineage: Eukaryota; Metazoa; Chordata; Mammalia; Monotremata; Tachyglossidae.
AUGGGGAACCUCCUCAUCUUCGCCGUCACCGCCCUCGACCAGAGCCUCCACACCAUCAUGUACUUCUUCCUCAGACUCUUUCUGGUGGUCUUGUUUGCUGCCUCGGAGCUGUCCCUGCUCACGGCGAUGUCCUAUGACCGCUACGUGGCCAUCUGCCGCCGUCUGCACUACGAGGUUCUCCUGGACCGAAGGGCCUGUGGGAAGAUGGCGACCGCCUCCUGGUUCAUUGGGGGGCUAUUCGGAGCGAUGUACACAGCAGGAACGUUUUCCCUAAGCUUCUGCGGACUCCACGAGGUCCAGCAGUUCUUCUGUGAUGUCCACUCCUCUUGGCCGGCCUCCGGGAGCCGGGCCAAAGCCUUCUCCACCUGCCUGCCUCACCUCAUCGUGAUCACCACCUUCCUCUGUACGGCCGUCUCCUCCUACCUCAAGCCCAUGUCUGACUCCUCCUCAACUCUGGAGCCGCAGGUUUCCGUGGUCUACACCAUGGGUCAUCGUCGACCGAGGGUGCUGCGUAAAAAUGGCUGCUGCCUGCUGGCUCAGCGCACGGGACUGUUUGGGGCAAUGUAUACAGCCGGGCCAUUCUCCUUAGGCUUCUGCAGACUCCACGAGGCCCAGCAUUUCUUCUGUAAUGUCCGCUUCCUGCUGAAGGUCUCUCACCUGCUGGUGUCCGUGUACUACACCGUGUUGGCCCCCUUCCUGAACCCCCUCAUCUACAUCCUGAGGACCCGGGACAUGGAAGUUGCCCUGGGGAGGAUUCUUAGGGGGCAUCCAUUCCUCCACUUCCACACUCUUCCCUGA